This is a messenger RNA of Planococcus citri (citrus mealybug), 2092 nucleotides long. RefSeq lists its product as uncharacterized. The record is from RefSeq and is a predicted model, not a curated record. Gene Ontology annotation, cellular component: nucleus. NCBI's taxonomy places the organism in Eukaryota, Metazoa, Arthropoda, Insecta, Hemiptera, Pseudococcidae. Gene Ontology annotation, molecular function: DNA binding. The coding region runs from base 306 to 1787 and encodes 493 amino acids. The transcript has 2 exons.
AGCCAAAAAAAUUUUCAACCUAUUUUGUUUUCGUUGUAUUUUUUUUAUCGAAGCUUUUUGUUUUUGGGACAUAGAGAAAUUUUUUUCAAGAAUUUUCUCGGUCUCGAGUAAAAAUUGUGUGAAUUGAAUAAUUUAGACAAAUUGGUUUUGUCAUCUCAUCAAGUUGCCAUCGUUAUGUAAAAAAAUCAAUCACCCUUAUGCUGUAGAUUUUUUCUUAUCAUUAAUAUUUUAGCUUUUACAUUUGCAUCGGAAAUCGGAGGUACUAUCUGAAUCUCAAUUACUAAUUAUUACCAAAAAGAAUCAAGAUGGUGCACUCAUUGAUGAGAAAAUCAGAUACUUCUUGGUCUGAAGGAGGCAUCGCAACUGUUUCCAAGGAUGAAUCAGAAAAUCGACCUGUAUACGAUAAUUUAGAAAUUCGCGAAGAUGUGCCGAAACCACCUAGUGAGCAGUUUUUCAAUAAUUUUAAAUCCGUAUUCAACCAUCAACAAGAAGAGGAAUUGGUAAAUUAUAUUAAAAAAAUGAACGAAAUAUUUUUUGGUUUGAGUAAAGAAGAUAUUUGCAGUAUAGCAUACAAAUUUGCCCAGAACAAACGAAUGGGACUCCCGUUUGAAAAUGAAAACGUAGAAGAUCGCUGGUAUGCGAAUUUUGUUGCUCAACAUCCGGAAGUUAUUUCAAAGUCAUUGGAAAAAAUUGUAUCUAAUGAAUCGCCGAAGGAUCAAUUUUUUCAUAAACUAAAAGUCAUUUUGAAGAAACAUAAAUUUCCUCUCAGUCACGUGUACACUGUAGGCGAAUUGUGUAUUGGACGGACAGAUAAGAAAAUACCACGUAUUGUUUCUGCCGAAAGGGCCAGGCAAAGUUUAUCGUCGAGUUACAUUGAAAACGAAGAGUUCAUCACAACAGUGUUUUGUUGCUCCGCAAUAGGAAAUUUCGUUCCACCGGCUGUAAUUCUACCUAAAAAAAGCAAAUCGAAAUUACUAUGCGAUUCGAUUUGUUUCAAAUCUGCACAUGGCUGCAACACUUCCGGUAUAUUUUUAGACUGGUUGAAAUUUUUCAUAGAAACGAUUCGACCGUCCGAAAAUAAAAAAGUGCUACUGAUUUUAGAAAACCAUAGCUGGUAUAAGAGCACUCAGAUUUUUGACUAUGCUGCCAUUAGUAACGUAAUAUUAUUUUCAUUACCUAAACCAUGCUGUACUGAAUUGCAUCCGUUAUAUCUUUCUGUAUUUGAAACUUUCAAACAAAAUUUUCAUGACAUCAUUGAGAAGUGGUCAGAAAAUCAUGAACUAGAAAAUCUCAGCUUUAACUUGAAUCAGAUUUUUCUGGAAGCGUAUUUGAAAUCCGUCAAGUUGCAGAACGCGAUUAGUGGAUUUGAAAAAGCUGGAAUAUUGGAAUGCCAUCGCGAUGUAUCCGCAGAAAUAGACUGUUCGUCUGAAAAUAUCGAUCAGUCGGAUGGCAGCUCUUUUUUAGAAGCAAAUUUUGCGCUGAUCAAACGUGAGAAAUUUAAUUUUUUAUGGAACGAUUUACAAAAAAAGGCUGAGGCGAGACGGACUCGUAAAGUUAAAUUACCUUUUAUGCCUUAUCCAUUGCGGAAUCGUAAGUAUAAAAUGAAAAAUUCUUCCAAAAAACAUAACGUAACUUUCAAAUCAUGUAUUCAAACGAGACGUGGUAAUCUUUCGCGCGUUAAUGUAAACAAUUUUGAUUUACCGAAAUCAAAACGUCGUAAUGAAAAAAAAACUGAGAAUGAUGAAUCAGUUAUUCAAGUUGUAUAUGAAUUAGAAAUCGAUUUUUGAGCGUUUCAGAAUAUAUAAAUUAUUCACCAAAAUUGUUAGAAAUAUCAAAAUUUGAAUGAAAAGUUUUAUUCGUAUGUCUGUGUUUAUUCGUUAAGUAUUAAGUACGUUUUAAUACCUACCUAUUUUGUUUCAUAUAAUUAAUUUUUUGCUGAUUAUUGGAAGUUACUUCGUUCCUACGUGAUUUUUUGUUUUUAUACUUAAGUUUCAAUCAUUUCAAUCCUGUAAAUGUGAAUGAUCGCAAAACUUUAUGUACUGUUUGUAAAGUUGUUUGUUUUGUAUAAAUUAAAAUUUUAAAAAAAUUACUA